ACAAAGGAUUAUUUGGUUUGUUUUUAAGCAUGGGAUGAAUCUCUCAUAGUUUUUUAUCACUUUUGAUACGAAAACAACUGGACUAUGAACGUUCUUAGACCAUUUAUAGACUUCGCCAAAAUGUAAACAAAAAUCCAAAAUGGCUGCCGCAAAGUGAAACUACAGUUUUCACUUAGUCAGAUGCUUGAUGAUUAAUGCAUGAAACAGUUGCUGACAGCUUCAAACUGCAAGUACACCCUGUGUAAAUAGACCAACUUGCAUUCAAAUGAACUUUAUGAUGUCAAUCCAGACUUGACAAUUGGUGCCCUGAUGGCAUUUCAAGACAUAAAAUUACUACUGCUGAAGUGUUGUUGUGCAAGUGCACAGACCGCAGCCAUUCCAACAAAGGUGUCCCAAGCAGAAAAGGUCAACGCCUUCAACAUUCUGAUGAGCGGUGCUAAGGUUCCUCCAGUAAAAAAAGCUGUCUGCCAGAACAGAAAAGACGAAAUGUACAACAAUGUUGUGGAUAUGUUUGUCCAGAGAAACCUGAAAUUACACAGGAGUAUUGUAGCUGAUGAAGGUGUCUAUGCUGUACAGGUAGUUACAAACGCUUUAUGGUAUUUGACGAACCAUCACACCACCAUCAAUGAUGCAGCUUUGCGUUUCAAGGAUGUUUCCUCAAUACCGGCAGAUUUUGAUGGUUUCCAAGGUUACAAUGAAAUCAAGAGAAAGAAACUGAAAUCGCAGCCAUUGCAACAGAUCCAGUUGUAUAGUCAUGCAGAGGCUAUUUUCAGCUUACUCAGUCGUCCAGUUUUUGAUAGUGAUGAAAAUUGGAUAAAGUUCAAAUGUGUGCUAAAAGCUUUAGCGGAGUGUCUACAGCUACAAGGACUACCUUCAACACCAAGAUCGGAAGGGAAAGGAGCGACAGGCCGCUGACCAUCCUCCAAGAACUGUAGGAUCAGACAUAUCUGUUGUUCAUCACCCCAAAUGUGUUUUUGUCAAGGAAAAAUACUCUUUAUUUGAUAAAGUAGUUGUAGCGCAAGCAGAGUCUGUACCAAUUAUGUUUGAAGAAGAUAAACAUUUAAAGGAAUCAUUUAAUGAUAACAAGCAAAGGUCUAGAUAUUUUGAUGAUAUGCAAUUGUCUGUACCUAUUGAUUUGUAUAAAUACUGUCCAGGGGGUAAUGUUGUUAGCAUUGUUUUUGUAGCCAAGGUAAAUGUAAACAGGUCUAGCGAUGAAGCAUUGGUGGAACCAAUCAGGGUUGUCUCACAGAUUCACAAUCAGUUGCCUGAAUUUCAUACUAGAGCUCAGAAAAGGUACUUCAAACAAAAGUUACAAAACAUUGCAAAUAUCAAACCAGGUGUUGUUGAUUUCAUUUAUAAGGAAUUGGCCAUGGAUGCAUCACAGGUAAGUCAUCCUGAAACACAAGAAAGACUUCGCUUGAUAUCACUUGGGGAAACUGGUUUAGUGGCUGAUCUUCGUGACCUCAACACAGGUAGGCCUUCAGACAAGUUUGAUGUGUUUUUUGAAAAGCUACAAGAGGUAGUUGAGUCGGUAACAGCUGUUGAUGAUAGACGACAUGGGGAAUUGCACCUGAGUCGUUGGCUCAGCCUUGAAGAGAUGAUUAGGGAGGCUGCGGAGAAAUGCCGCGAAGACACCCUCAUACCAUCCAAAAGUCUGGUAAGGCUUCAGUUUACACCCAGAAACCCUUAUAGCCAUGCAGCCUUGAACUUGACAGGUAAGAUUGAUGUGCAGUACAAAGUCCAGAGGAGACAGUUGCGAGUGGCCCAUCAGGAUCAGCACAUCUGUGCUGCCUUGUUUCAGUACAUGAAGUGCAAAGCCGUUGAACUAGGUAAGUAUGGGCAAAUGGUUUGCUCAGAUGACAAGGCAAAAGUGCCAAUUGGAAACCCCGGCUUGCCUAUUUCCACAGGUGUCAGAGGUAAGAAAACUAUUACACCUACAUCUUGUGAAAUGGUGGCUGGUGACCAUGACAUGCAUUGCACUAGUUUGACACCAUCUGUCUAUCUUCUUUGUAAAGUUCCGGAUACAACAGAAAAGUCAUUUGUUUCUGGUAAGGUACAUGUUGCUGUUAAUGACUCAGUUUUGCAGACAUCAAGUCCAUUCAGGCAUGCAGCACUUCUCUCCAAAGUCAUUGCAGGUCCAGAGUGUCCAAAAGUUCUCUUGAGGUACAGCGAUGGAGGGACAGACCAACGUAACACAUUAGAAAGUGUCAAAUGUGCAAGUAUAUGCCUGUUUAAAGAGUUAGAUCUUGACUUGAUGGUGCUAGCCCGUUGCGCUCCAGGUAACAGUUGGGUGAAUCCCGCUGAAAGGGUGAUGAGUAUAUUAAAUAUAGGCCUUCAGAAUUGUGCAUUGGAAAGAAGGGAUGAUGAUGGUGCCUUCAAAUCUGUAAACAGCAUGUCUCAGGUAAGAGAGGUGAUUGGUAAGAGGCCAGAUUUGAAGGAAGCAUGGGUGUCCAACAUAGAGCCAUGUCAAGCUGUUGUGCAGAAUCGCUUUGCACGCCUUACUUUGAAAGGUGAGAAAUUCCAGAUUGAAAACCCAGUCACAGAGGAUGAGAUUGAUGUUAUUAAGAGACACCUUAGGGAAUUGUUUCCCGACCUUGACAUCACUAAGCUACAGAAAGCCCAUACAAGGUCUGCUGCCUCAUACCAGAAAUGGUUGGAUGAUCAUGCCCGACAAAGGCAAUAUUCUUUCCAGAUAAGAAAAUGUCAGAAUGCUGAUUGUUGUUUACCAGCAACAACUCCACCUGAACUUCUAGAAUGGCUUCCAGAUCCUAUGUUUGAAACAGGUAAGGAACAUUACAAGCCAUACAAUGUUGUUAAAGGCCAGGAUACUGAUGAUCAUGAUAGGCCUAGCUACAAAGCUCCCCAGAAUAAAGGUACCAGUAACAUUAAAGGGGCAACUACCUAUAAGCAGACAACAGAUUCAGUUGAAAAUGACACUACAGUUGAUGCAUCCAUGUUCACAGCACAAACUGCAAGGUACAGCACUGAUUGUGUAGAGUGUAAAAAACCAAAGGUGAUUUUCAGUAAAAAUAAACUUACAGACAGACAGCAAAUGCAACUUGUUAUUCUGCUUUCUGAACAUGAGUAUACAUGUGGGUCAUUUGUCACAGUUCCAGGCAGUGCAUUACACAAUAAGGUUCAUGUAAGAUUAGGCUUAACCUGUGAGACACCCAUUGAGCUUGCAUUCUAUAGGUCAGAGUUUGCGAAAACAGAUCUCUGCUGCCUUUGUGCAUCUGCAGAUGGCUAUGUUGAUGAGGAACUUAAAAAAGGUUCAAAACUCUACUACCAAUAUGCAAAUAUUGUGCUGAAAAAGGACUGAAGCCAGUUCAUGCCAGACCUUAUGGUAAAAAGUCAUAGACUGAGAUAAAAGGUGUGCUAUUGCAACAAAAAAAAAUGUUCAGUAUAUAAACAGUAAAUAUGUUGUUUUUACUGGCAUACUGAUAGUUCCAUAUGUUCAUGGUUUGUUUUUUAAGAUGCUGUUCUGAUUUUUAUUAAUCAUUACCAAAUUUAAAAAAAGUAUUGGUCACCAUGGAUGGUCUGGCAUGAACAGGUUUCAGUCCAUUUUCAACUUGAGACUUUAAAAUACAAUGUCAACUGACCAGGCUUUUUUCUGUGUGUUUUAUAUAGUCAUUGUCUUCUAGUCAAUUCUUCUAGUCAGAAUAUUUUAAAGUUUUUAAAGAAUAAACUUGUUGUUAAAAUACGUUGCUUGUUUAAUAUGGAGUUGAUUGUCUUAGAUAUACCUAUCACUCACAGCUCUACAAUUGACUGAUGUGUGUAGCUUCUAAAACACAAUGGCCCAGUUGUCUGAAACAUCACAGUCUGUUAAACCUAAAGUCUGUUAAAUUUCAAGGUUGUAUUUAAUACAAGUGUUCUAUGACGUAAUGUCACUAAAUUAUACCAAAAGGAGAAAGAUUAUGUAUAAUUCUUCUCAUUUAAAAGUAUAUUUCAUAAUUUUGUUUCAUAAAAGAAAGUACCUUGUCUUGAAAUUUAACAGACUGUUAGUUUAACAGACUGUUAAGUUUCGAACAACUGGGCCAUUAACUAUAGAGCAAUCAUAAGGGUGAAAUCGUGGAAUGUCUUCCUCUAAAACAUGAUAUUUAGCGACAAUGAAUGUUUGAUGUGUCGCUGAAUACUGCUGUUUCCAACAGAUUCACGAAUGUCGAUAUCAUAGAGCCAUCACUCUGGUCAAUAAAAAAGAUAAUAUCACAAUGAUUUUCCAUUUUUAAUAUUCAAUAUCAAAAUAGUACAUAAACACAACAUACAACAAAUACAUGAACUGCAAACAAAAUAAAA
Messenger RNA from Mya arenaria, 4293 nucleotides. RefSeq lists its product as uncharacterized. NCBI's taxonomy places the organism in Eukaryota, Metazoa, Mollusca, Bivalvia, Myida, Myidae. The record is from RefSeq and is a predicted model, not a curated record. The transcript has 4 exons. Bases 1040 to 3319 code for a protein of 759 amino acids.